Messenger RNA from Eimeria mitis, 1404 nucleotides. RefSeq lists its product as uncharacterized. The coding region runs from base 1 to 1404 and encodes 467 amino acids. The record is from RefSeq and is a predicted model, not a curated record. NCBI's taxonomy places the organism in Eukaryota, Apicomplexa, Conoidasida, Eucoccidiorida, Eimeriidae. The transcript has a single exon.
AUGGCCCGUUCGUGUACGGCUUUUCUUGCUGCUUUUGCCGCACUCUCUGCCUUCGUCGUUACAACGAGCGGCCAAUACCACGCCGGGUACGCCACGUCUCAACACGAGGAACCUGGCAGCAUCACGGAAAAUCAAGUUCCUUCCGAGUUCUAUCAUGGCAGUAACUUCGUGGAACUGCGCAGAAAGCACGUUCCUGUCCUGUUACACCUCGCCGUCGCCGCCGCCUCACUGGCAGUAGUGUUUGCCAUUGUACACUGCUUCAGACGGCUUUCCGGUCAUACCAGGGCGAGACGCUUCGGAUUCCUUGGGCGUAGGCUAGCAUCUGUGGGUGAAGACACUUGUGGAGAAGAAAGUCAAGCAGCAGAUGAGGAAGGCCAGCAACCCAAGGGAGCAGAACAGCAAUCCGAAGAACAGCAGCAACCCCGGGGAGCAGAUCAGCAAACUGAGGAGCACCAGCAAGCCCAGGGAGCAUAUCACCAAGCGGGGGAAGAACAGCAGCCUCAGGGAGCAGAGGGAGGAGUGCCGUCGCAGGAAGAUGUCGAGAAAGCUCUUGACGCUUAUGAAAAAGCACUGGUUGAAGCGGGAGGAUCAAGAGACAGGCUAGUGACAACAAUGGCAGAUAUGGUAUUUGGAAUGGUUUCAGGAGGUACCGCAGCACAAGAACUUCCCUCAUGGAAAAGAAUCAUUGGAGCAGCCUUUUACGGAGCCCAAAGACUGAUGGAUGUUGCUACGAGGGGAGUGGCAUUGCCACCGCCGGGAACGCCAGCACCAAUGCGAGUGGGAGAAAUGAUAGUACAAGCAUUAGCACGACCAGAACUAGUGGAAAGUUUGCGGGAUGCUGCACAAAAGCACUCGACAGCAACAAGGGCAGCAGAAAGGGCAGCGGAAGUGCUUGCGCUACGAGCAGCUGCAACAGGGAGACAUGCUGAUCUUGUACAAGCAAUGAGAGUUGCAACAGAACUCUUGGUUCUUCAGAGGGGGGAAAGGGGAACACAAAGGGCUGGGGUACCAAUUUCAAGAGGAACGCAAGCGGCUGCACAAGCUCUGCAAACAGCGGGACAAAGAGCUGGAGACUCGGCGUCGGGACGGCAUGCAACUGAUAUAGGACGAGCAGUUGCUAAAGGAGGAGCUACUUCGGAAGGGUUCGUAUCACAAGUCUCGACCAUGAUGCUUGAAGCAGCCGGCGUCUCAGGAAGGCCGAUCCCGGAGACAUCUCGACGAGUUCUGGAGACAGGAUCGAAACUGUCUGAAGAAUGGAAAGAAGAACAAACAGGAGCAUCACCAGAAAAAGAUUCCGAUGAAGAACAAGGAGAAGGAUCGGGGAGAAAAGGUUACGGAAGAAGACCGCCGUCGCCGUCGUCAGGAUCGGGAUCGUCGCCGUCGCCGGGACCGUCGAAAGUCUAA